Molecule: messenger RNA, 3545 nt
Organism: Exophiala oligosperma
Lineage: Eukaryota; Fungi; Ascomycota; Eurotiomycetes; Chaetothyriales; Herpotrichiellaceae
Exons: 2
Coding region: 1090-3231 (713 amino acids)
Biological process (GO): ubiquitin-dependent endocytosis
Cellular component (GO): cytosol; cytoplasm
Molecular function (GO): protein-macromolecule adaptor activity; ubiquitin protein ligase binding
Source: RefSeq, a predicted model, not a curated record
AACCGAAAGUCUCAGCCCUCGUACUCCUCGUACUCUCGUGUUCAUUACGAGCGAUACUCUAUACCCAUAGCGAGGGCACUCACCAGGGUAAUCACGCAUCUCUGACGCUCUUUGCUACUGUGGUUCUUCUUGGGUACUCCGGUCAAUCGGCAAACCCCGUAUCAUCCGCUGAAGCCUGGCUAACCGGCGAGCGGGCACAGCACAGCGUAUUAUAUCAUCAAGCAAGCUGAAGACCUGACGCGGCAACGGAGUGACCAGGGCAGCAUCACAUCAAGGCCCACCGUCUUAUCCACUACUGAUUGUGGCUCUUACUCCACCCUGUGUCAUGCUUGUCAUUAUUGCCAUCGUUCGACAUCUUUUCCCGGCCCGCGAAGAGCCUAUUGCUGCUGCUCUUCGCCAAUCGAAUCCCUUCCAGAACCAUUACAUUUGCUCACGGGUACAGUCAUUUUCUCACUCGAAGCGGUCGCCGAGCACAAACCCAUGAGCAGCUCUUCAUUCAGAAACUUCCGUUUUGCUUUCUUUCUUUCGUUCUCACCUCGUGCAGGAAGCAACUCUCCUCCCAUUUGAUCAGCCAGCAGUGAUGAGGGAUGCCAUCCUGGUCUACGGCACGCUCUAAGCCGAUCUAGCUGCGGCAGUUUCCCACUAAAGAUCCGAUACUGCUGGAUUCGGUGAGUAGCAGCCAAGCCAACCCGCAACUGCGGAGUCGGCACGCCUGGUCGUUCCUCUUGCCCUACAUUCCAUCACCUCUGGGCAGGCCUACGAUGCUUAGAUCUAUCCUCUCUGCAAUACAUGUACACACACGUUGCGAAUCGUCAGAUUUCUAACAGAUGAAGAUUCACAGUCAACCGAAGAUUCAAGACCUCUCCAAGUCCUUGACCGGCACCCCUCAAGCCGUCGACAUUGUCGCUGAGUCUACGCAUCCGAUUCACCGAGGGCUAAGCAGGUCAGUCCGUGAAGCUGGCUUUCUCACGAGACCACGCAAAACGUUUCUUUCGAUUAUCUCUUCCACCGGCAUCUACACAAGCAGUCACUUUACGGCCUGUGCCUCCUGAUCAAGGCUCACGAAGGGGUUCGGUGCAGUCGGGGGAUAUGGUGUUUGCCGAUACGGGUAGACGUUCUCCGGAACGCAGGGGGAGAAGUUCGAGUAUAAUAAGCGGUCCUGUCAGUGGGAUGGUGCAUCGACCGCGACUCGAGAACGAAGUUCGAAAUGCCUCGACUCAAAGAGCGAAAGCCGAUGCUGUGUUGAACAUAACCAACCUUUCCGACGAGAAACCGAUUGCCAGCGGGAAUGGCGUUUCUGUCGCAGUUGCGUUGGCUGAACCUGUCCUAUUUCUUCAAGGCUACGAUGCCAAUGACCCAUCAACACACAGCACAACUAUGCUUCGUGGAAGUCUCGUGCUGCGGGUCACCAAGCAAGCCAAACUGAAGUCAAUAUCCCUGAACUUUCGCGGCAAGUCUGAAACAGAAUGGCCAGAGGGCAUCCCGCCCAAGCGAGUAGAAUUUCGAGAUACGACGACAAUAAUGAACCAUACCUGGUCAUUUUUCAACGCCCAAAUUCCCUCGGCCGAGUAUAGCUACGGUGCGGAUAUCGUCCAGCUGAACAAAGGUCCCUCAGUCGAGUCUAAGGAGCUUGGAGUUACAUCCUCUUUCGAUUUGUUCCAGCGCAGCGCCUCGCCUGCGAAGCCUGCACCCACCUCACGCGAGAUAAAGCGGCUGUCGCUACAAGCGAAUCACUCGCGAAGUUUUGGGAAAGGUGAUACCAUCAACGGCGGACCUACUGUUGCCCAAAAAGGCUUCAAGGUAUUCCACCCUGGAGACUACAUUUAUAAUUUUGAAUUACCUUUAGACUCUCGUCUCCCUGAGUCGAUCAACGUGGAUCUAGGACACGUCAAAUACGAACUCGAGGCAUUGGUUGAGCGUUCUGGUGCCUUCCGAGCAAAUUUGGUAGGCACCAAAGAACUGACCUUGAUAAGAGCGCCUGCCGAAGGGUCGCUCGAGCAGGUCGAACCAAUUGCUAUUUCACGCAACUGGGAGGAUCAACUUCACUAUGACAUCGUCAUCUCCGGAAAAUCUUUUCCAUUAGGCUCGACUGUGCCCAUUGCUUUCAAAUUGACACCCUUGGCAAAGGUGCAAUGUCACCGGAUCAAGGUGUUUGUCACAGAAAAUAUUCAGUACUUCACCAAUAACAAAAAAGUCCACAGGCUGGAGCCGACCAGGAAGGUCCAGCUGUUCGAGAAACGGGCAGACGGGCAUAGCGUUUCGUCGUAUCCUGGAAGCUCUAUGCGCAUCCUUGCUGGUGGGGGCGUCCCAUACGAUUAUCGCUCCGCGGCAGCACGCGGCGAAGAGGACAUCCCUAGAGACCAAACCAAUCUCCUAGGGAACCUCGACAACGAUGCUGGAAGCAUCGGACCAACCGAAAUGGAGUUCAACGUCCAACUACCAAGUUGUCAUCAGAUGAAGGACAAGCUGCGGAGCGAGCGUUUACAUUUUGACACGACGUACUCUAAUAUCCAGGUUAAUCACUGGAUCAAGAUUGUGAUGCGCCUAUCUCGCCCGGAUGAGAAUGACUCCGCAAAACGACGUCACUUCGAGAUCUCUAUUGAUUCGCCAUUCAACAUUCUCUCUUGUCGUGCCACUCAGGCAAAUAUAUCGCUCCCAGCUUAUGACGCAGGUGGGACAGCACCUACGCCGGCUGACGAGUUCGAGUGCGGCUGUCCAGGUGCUGCUUUGAGAAGAAGAAACACACCUCCGGUUUCUCAGAAUCGAGUUCCACAAAUCAAUACUCAAGUAGGUAAUGGACCUGGGGCCGGUGUGCAGAGGAGCUGGACCAAUGACUCCGGUGGGCUCGCAAUGCCCUCCCAAGCACAUAUGGCCAACGACUCCAAUACCGCACAGCCAAGACCAAUGCAUUUGCUGCGAGCACCGUCCUUCAAUCCACCCGCUUUCGAUGAGGAUGAGCCUCCACCACCAUUGGUCACCCCUCCUCCGUUAUACGAUAACAUCGUGCCUGGAGAUUCCAACACUGCUUUGGCCGACUAUUUUGCCCGACUUGCUGACGAGACUUCUGAUGAGGACGAUCGGCUGGAUCGAUCACGCGUGGACUAUCCUCUCACGCCUGGGGGGCGACUCAAUAGGAGUAUGGAUAUUCCCAGAACCUGGCCACCUCUAGGCUCGAGCUCGAACAACCCACAGCCCUCAAAUCUUGUAACGUCGACCUCAGUUGCGCAAUAACUCAUGAUAUAGUACAUUGUAAUUUCAGGCUUCGACAGCAAACGACAUAGGAACGACUGACGACUCUAACGGGCUUUUGUGAUGAAGCGCAGGCGAUGCAUCUGGACCCACUGGUGCUGAAUGGUAUUUGAGAUUCUUACAGAUAUUGUGGCAUUGACAUUCGAUCUCGGAGAGAUUCUGAUCGAAUCCAUUGAGACAGGUGGAACGUUUUUGAGUUGAGGUAUCCGUAUAGCCUGCGAAAAUAUUGAUCUGUAAACAUUUAGCUUCCGCAACGCAAUUGAUUGUAAUUACGGUAUUCUUUACCACACCGUGCC